Messenger RNA from Musca domestica (house fly), 2136 nucleotides. RefSeq lists its product as uncharacterized. The coding region runs from base 159 to 2105 and encodes 648 amino acids. The transcript has 4 exons. NCBI's taxonomy places the organism in Eukaryota, Metazoa, Arthropoda, Insecta, Diptera, Muscidae. The record is from RefSeq and is a predicted model, not a curated record.
UUCUUCACUGUUAUGCAUUACACACAUUCGUAAACAACAGAUUUACUCAGUGAUUUUACUUUCUUUUAGUUUUUAAGUUUUUUUUUUAUGAGGCUUUCUUUUUGUCUUCUUACUUCUAUCGUUGGGAACGUCUUAAAUAAACAAUCUUCUUGGAAAAAAUGGACACCGAAGUCGAAGAUCUGUUUGCAAUUUUAAGUUUUUUAAAACUUUGUAAAUCGUAUCGAAAACUUAAAAGAAAACGACAGGAAACAAGGACAAUUGCUGCCGCCCCAACACAGAUUGUCAAUAGAAAACAUCAUCAAACAACUAAUGCCGCAAUUAAAUUGGCAAAUGACUUUCAGAAGGAGAAGGAACAUGACGAAAAGAUCCAACAAACACAGCCGCCAAUUAUAGAAAUAAACCACGAAGAAUACAAAACAUAUUCCACUGAUCCGCAAGAGGAACAGGAACAAUUUAAUGAAAUAUUGGGAGAAACAGAAAGGCUUUCGGAUGAGGAAGAUGGUGAGUUUCUACAAGAUGGACAAUUGGUCUAUGAAGAAAAGCCACAAGUUGUGGCUGAUCCCUAUGUCGAAGAUGAAGAAGAAUAUCAAUACGCCAUAGCCUUUGAAGUAAAUGGCGAGCAACGACAUGUAGUAUUGGGUGGUGCUGUGGAGACUGACAACGCUGAACAAGAGCAAGAAACCAAAUAUGAGUGUCAAGAAAUUCAUGACGAUGGUGACGAGAUUUACUACGAUGUAUGUCCCCCCGAUGGCCAAGAGCAUGAAGUAUUAUUGGAAUCUGUUGAAGAAUUUAAUGAUGAUCUUUGUCAGGAUGAUGUUGAAAUUUGCUAUGAAGUAAAUGCAGAAGAAAUCGAGGAGUUCCCUCCAGAUAACACACUACUAAAACGAGAACCUGAAAAGAGACAGCGUCGACGCCGAAGAAGGGGCCAGACUGAUGAUAACGACGAAGACCAGACGGUCAAGGAGAAAAGGCCACGUACUCGACUUUUCAAAGUUAGACCCGAGAAUCUAAAUCGUUAUCAAGAAGGUUUCUUUGGGCGUGUUUUUCUUGAGGUGAAAAAGCAUAAUGAGGAACAAUUUCUGAUAUUGACACGCAUGAAAAAGGAUCUGUUUGAAAAGUUACUAAAAUUAACGUUUAAGGCAAUGCGUAAACGAGCACAGCACGUAUUUCCAGAAGAGAGAUUAUCCAUAACGCUUUUAUACUUGGCCCAUGGAACACCCUUUGAAGUUAUUGCAAAGCAUUAUAAACUAGGCAAAACAACCGUGCGUAAUUUGGUGUUGGAGACUUGUGAAAUACUUUAUGAAAAUCUCAGUCCCAUUUACCUAAGGGAACCCACUUCUGAGGAAUACAUUCAGAUUGCAGAGGAAUUUAAAGCCACAAGGCAAUUGCCAAACUGCGUUGGUGUUGUUGAUGGCAAACAUAUUGUCCUCAAGAAGCCAAGAAAAAUUAUAUUAGAGGAAUUAAAUUUGACAAACAUAAAUAGUUUGGUUAUAAUGGCAGCAUGUGAUGCGAACCAUAUUAUACGCUCAGCCACUGUUACAGUGGAAUCUCAUCAAUCAACGUUUGCCAAAGGUAUUAUUAACAAUACAUUACCUUUGCCACCAAAUGGCCUAUUGGGCGAUGAUGCUUCGACAGAUUUUCCCUAUUACUAUAUAGGAGAUUCAUCAUUCCCGCUGAGAACAAAUUUGAUGCGACCCUUUGAAGGCAGUACUACCAAUGACAAAGAAUUGUAUUUCAAUUAUCGGCUAUCACAGGGGCAAAGUGUUACAGAAAAUACAUUUAUAAUGUUGAGUUCAAUGUGGAAAAUUUUGCUAACGACCUUUGAUUUGGCGCCUCUGAACUGUGAAUCCAUUGUUAUGGCAUGUAUCGUUUUGUAUAAUUUUGUAAUGAUAAAUGGUGGAGAUCGAUGGCAUAAUGCUGAUGGAACUGUUAAUGCUGAACUUCCUCAUAAUGUGGAUGAAAGCACCGCAUGGGUUAGCGUUGAAUCGAUACAAUAUCGUUCACAUUUAGAAUCUAUUGUGGAAUAUGUUGGCGAAUCUAGUCCAGAAGCGAGUGAUUUGAGAAAUACAUUAAUGGAAUAUUUCUAUCGUGAAGGGCAUGAAUGAUGUAUAUAAUAAAUGUCUUUUAAUAAAAGUC